GGUAACGAACCUCGAAUUCUCCUUCCGAAUACGUUUUACUUCAGUUAAAGACAUUAGCUUUAAUCCAAUUUACAAAAUUGUAAGUAUUUGCCCUUUUUUAAUGCGUCAGGUCCUCUUUUUGUACAUUGACUGCGUCGUUACAAUUCCACUAAGUGUAUUUACCCUCGUUAUUGGAGAUCUUCUGAAUGGAAAAGGUAUCUUUGGAAUUAAACUCUUUAACCUAACCGUUUGUUAUGCUCACAAGCUUUUCCUUUUAGAUAUUACAAAUUUGACUGUUGAUUUGCCCAUUGUUGUUCACUAUAACCCGAACAGCGAAAGCGAAGUUUCUGCGGUGCAAUGCAUAGAUAAACCGCUCUGUGAAUUUGACAUGCUUGUUGAGAAUUCCGUUUCUUUAAGUCCAGAGGAAAAUUUUUCGCCGCCUCAUCAUGCAGUACACUUCGCUGUAGUAGCCAAAAAUCCCUAUAUAUCGUUUUUCGAGAGCAAUUCAAAAAAAAGUUUGUCUAGUAUGCCCGAGGAAUAUCAUGUGAUCAAGGAACGCGUUAAGGACAUCGCUCACCGUUUGCGAGGACGGUUUAAGCCAUACUGGAUGGAUUCUGAGAGCGGACCCUGCUAUGUCUGGCCUGGGAAUCCCAACUGGACUCUAAAGAAAAUUUACGGUCUCGCAGAUACCACACGGACGGCCUUGCCGGCUACCUUCUCCGUCUCCUCCGAUCUCAAACUUGCGGCUAUAACGGACAAUCAGUGCAGAGUCACUUUAAUAGAUCUCCACAAGGGAAUUGCCCUGCGUUUUUGGAAAGGCUGCAAGGAGGCUCAGACAUGUUUCGUCGAUGCUGAUGAGGGCUUUGCACCCGCCGGUCGAUUGCCUCGACGCGGCAGUUUCAUGCUAAUGUACUUGCCAUAUUCAAACACGCUGGAACUCUGGUCGUUGAUCCACGGACCACUACUGAAAUCGUGGUCAAUUGAUGGGCCCUUGCGAUUUAGCGUCCUUGCUAUCAUCGGAAACGAUAAUCUACUUGGACUAAAAUUUAGCUUAGAUUUAUGGUUUCCACAUACCAAAGAAGCAAGUGAUUUCAAAAGAUUUGCAAGUUUGCGAAAUUGGAUUAACUCAAAAGCUUUUAAAUCCUGUUUGCAUUCAGACCAAAUCAAUACAGUUGCUAGACUGGAAAACGAAUUUCAGGGAUUUUCGUUACCCGAUUGGUUUUUGAAAGCCUUGUGGAUUGUCCUAACAUCCAAAUCAUCCGGCCUGUUGGACUGGAUUUCACAGAAACUAGCUAACAAAGAUCUGCUGGGUACCUUAACUCUUUCAGAAUCUCAGAAGUGCGCGUUUCAAAAGCAUUUAAAUGUCGUCCGAAGUCUUAUUGCAUUUUACCAAAGUCUUUCUGAGGCCUACGAAAGGCAGAGUUUGCAAGGCGCGGCACCCACGCCGGAUUCGACAAACGCCUUUAUCACUCCCGUCGCUAGCCUCUUCCGUCAGUGUGUGAAAGCGUCCGAGUUGCCAAAACUACUGCCGCCGUCGGUGUUUUUCCGAGCGGCUGCUCAUACGCGGCUGUUCAGACCGGCUGCCACAAGGGGUUCUCAGGCGUCUAAAGGGCAAUCAUACCACAAGUGCGCCGCCUACGAAGCAAUUCUAGGUCGAGCCAUCUUCGCACCCUACUUCCAGGGAACAGUGCCUGCCAAGUCCUUCCUCCUCUUGAUUGACACUGCGCCGAUACCCUUCGAUUACCUUCUAAUCACACAGCUAACCGAGGUACUUUAUAAACGACAUCCACGGAAGCUGGCUCUUGUGUUUGUCGAACUUUACCAGAUAAUCCUGUCGUCACGCAACUAUGCCUGUGGUCUCGCAAUCUGCUCUGCGCUGAUUGGUGCAGCGGAAGAGCCGAGUCUUCACUCGCAGGCUAGCAGUGAUGUGGACGACGAUGUGGACACUUCACCCGUCACAAGUCCAUUACAAGCUAGCCGCGGCGACCUUCAACUACGCGCUGAGCAUCUACAAGACAUGGUAGUCUUCCAUCACUGCCUCACUGCCUUCCGACAAUCCUACAGCCCCCCCUCGUGGAAUGCCCGGGCGUGCAGCGUGAGGCGUAUUCUUCAAAGCGGUCCUGGUGAGUUCGCCGCAACGCCACACUACUUCACCAACGAAUUCGCCCGACAUCUGGCGCCAUCUCGUCUGAAACCGAGCGAACUGGUCGACAUCUACCGGUAUUUCGGCGGACGGAACUCGCCGCCUUGCGAAAAAGAGUUUGCUGAUCACUUCCACGCGAUGUGCCAGCGUUUGCCGCUUUCGUUCGAGGUGAAUCGGGUUCUGGUGUGCGCCGCGUGGCGAUUGGUCCGGCAAUUAGCCUCCCCCUGGACACGCCUCGGUCGAGCAGAGAAAUUCUCGCACCUGAGUCGUGUGGCAGACUUCCUGAGCAACACCUCAAAUGCAGGCCACGGAUUGGCUUUUGUUGUCGCGUCGCAGUGCCACGAGUGCCCCCUGCCUCAACUUCUCAAGCAGCACUCGACGUCGCUUCAGUCCAAUGACUUCACCAAGCCGGUGAACGACGCUGCUUUACUUCAAGAAGCAAUGAGUCUGUGUCAAUUCUUCAAAGAAUUCCGACAGGUGUCCAUCGCUGCCAACGAAGGGAACCUCUUGCUUCGUGACGAGCGUUGGGACUCGAGGCAGCGACUCGUGUGCCCAGGUGGUGAGCUCCAGGAAUCCAAAGAGACACGUCCGCGGACCGACUCCGCGUUCCCUCUCGACAAAGUCGCUGCCGGCGACGGCGACGCGGGGCCACCGUUUCACGCCCUUGACGCGUGGUUCCAGUUCUCGGUGAUUCACGCAGCUAUUCUGGCCCUCGGCUUGCCCGACGAUGAGCCUGCUAGAUGUCCUGUGCAUCUCCUAAGUGCCGCGCAAUGGGAAGAUUGCAACGGCCUCCAUCUUCCCGUCUGGACCCACUCCGUGCACAACGCAAAUCAGAAGUCACCGCCAAUGAGUUUAAAACAACGACGACGCGCGUUCCUCGAUUGGCUACUGCGUGGCCUCGCGGGAAAUGCGAAUUUGCGCACCGAAUACCCCGCAUUCUUGUCGUCCGCGUUCAGUCUCGCGUCCGCCUGGGAUCUGCCCACCUCCGCUGCUCGGUUGUUCUACGUCGUCUCGCUCUACGAAAAUUGGGCAGAUCGAGACGCUGAAGAGAGCCGUUCGAUGGUUAGGGACAGUUAUACGCUCGCAAACAGUCUCUUCUACGUUUUGGCUGCACGUAUUUGUGAAAUUGACAAGCAAAUGAGCGGCCGCAUUCUCGUCGACGCCUCAGAAAAUCUGGCUGUUUUUCUGAGCUGCCUGAAGUCUGAUGCGUCUCUGACGGGGUCGCAGCCAUCGUUUGUUGAACAAACUCAAAACGCGUGGAAAUUGAUUGAUUUUUUGAUCGAGCACCUCCCUGUGGAAUCAAAUCAGCGCGUCUUUACCUUGGAAUUGCGAGAUCUUCUUCAAGAAGCUUUACAGCACUAA
Molecule: messenger RNA, 3484 nt
Organism: Mesocestoides corti
Lineage: Eukaryota; Metazoa; Platyhelminthes; Cestoda; Cyclophyllidea; Mesocestoididae
Source: the annotation of a GenBank genome assembly